GGCGAGCUAGGAGGCUGGAUGAUUACUCGCGUAGCCCUCRUUAUGAGGCCGAUCGGGGUAGAGGCGACUCUAGAGGCCGGUGGAAGUCAGAUCAGGGCCGACGAGAUGGAUACAGGGACYGCAGAUAUGAGAGAUCAGACCGAGAUGGAUAUAGGGACGGAAGAUAUGAGAGGACGGAUCGAGAUGGCUACGGAGGUGGCGGAUAUGAGAGAGGAGGUCAAGACGUGGACCGACGAGACGACUCGUGCGGACGGUAUGACCGCGGGGGAUACGCGAGAGAGCGGCGCGACGAUUCGCGAGGAUGGUACAGCCGAGGAGAUCGGCGCGAUGAGACACGCGGGCGAUACGACGCUGGGGACCACCGAAACGAUUCACGGGGACGAUAUGAGUCAAGAGGAUCUGGGGGAAACCGCCCCAACGAUUCGCGCGGUCGGAAUGAGAGAGGGGGAUAUGGCGCCUCAUCAGAGUCGUAUCCCAAGUCGCCUGACCCUAGAGCAGCGAGAGAUAUUCCCUUCGAUGAAGGAGAAUGUCGAAGCAAGGAGAGUAAAGCCGAGUAAAGGAAAGGAACCGGUCAGGAGUCAGAGCAUCAAGAUAACUUUUGAGGGGGAUAUGGCGACCACACCCAUAAGGGUGGCAGCCACCAAGUCUGCGAGAGGAUCUACAUCGAAGAAGACCGACACGGAUUACGUGAUGGCAGAGAAGGAUGGCGGGCAGCGGAUCGAUGGAGAGGAGGUUAUUCUUUCACCGCGAAAGCGGGGAGUAAAGAAAUUCUUGAUGAAGAGUUUGCUGGAUAAGAUUGACACUGUCGAGCCAUUGAGACGGGCCCUUCGGCAGCCCAUGCAGUGCUCUAUUCUGGAGUACCUGGCGGCAUCGAAGCCAGCUCGUGAUGAGUUACAGAUGAUCACACGAAAGACUCGCAUACCUCUAUCAGAGGAGACUCAGGGGGGCCCUAAGGCGGAAGCUCCUACCGUAGCAGUAACGGGGGGGACUGCCAGAGCGGAUCGCAUGGCGACAGUCCUUCUUGAUGGGAUGGAAGGUGUGCCACCAGAGAAGUUUUACAUACUUGGUAGUGGGGCCGUGGACACGAUCAUAAACGAUGGAGCGGUACUAGAUGCUAUGAUCGAUAAUGGCAGUGAGGCUGUCAUUAUAGACGAGGAUCUGGCAGUACAGGUUGGACUGGGCCUCGAUAGGUCAUACCUAUUCGAGAUAGAGACUGCUGAUGGGAGAAAGCAACAGAUCACUGGGGUUUGUCACAAGGCAGCCAUAGAGGUCCAAGGGGUACGAGUGACCCUGCCCGUCUUUGCAGUCAAGAAUUGCAGCUCCGAUCUGCUCUUGGGACGAACGUGGUUGAGCCACGUGCAUGCGGUGACGAUAGAACGACCGGAUAGAAGCCAAACGUUGUCCAUUAAGAAGCUAGAUGGGACGCGGGUUAUGAUUGAGACGGUGGAGCCUCGGGACCCAAGGAACAGAGCAACUCUCGCAGUGGGAGCAAGACCCAUUGAUCAGAUUAAGUCAUUACCUAUCUCUGGCCUCGCGGUGCGAUUUCGCGAGAAGAAGUAUGGACCACUGCUCACAGAGGAAGAAGGUCGGAUCGUGGAAGUGGAAGAUUUAGGGGGUCGGCUGAUAGUGGAUGGCAACUCGUACCUAAAGGAGACAGAUGAGGAAUUUAGCGGGGCGGUAUCUAUGUCGUUUUUAAGGGCACGGUCCCCUAUGGGGGGCUACCCAAGCGACACUAGCGAGUAGCUCAAAAAGUUAAGCCAGCGGCAGUGGGCCGCGAGCGAUCUCCAAUGGAAGGGAUAUCGGAAGAAAAAAUCGUAAAAGAAAUCAAAGAAAGAAAGAAAA
This is a messenger RNA of Chara braunii, 1842 nucleotides long. The record is from the annotation of a GenBank genome assembly. Lineage: Eukaryota; Viridiplantae; Streptophyta; Charophyceae; Charales; Characeae.